Messenger RNA from Drechmeria coniospora, 1821 nucleotides. RefSeq names its product ascorbase and Cu-oxidase. Lineage: Eukaryota; Fungi; Ascomycota; Sordariomycetes; Hypocreales; Ophiocordycipitaceae. Bases 1 to 1821 code for a protein of 606 amino acids. Gene Ontology annotation, molecular function: oxidoreductase activity; copper ion binding. The record is from RefSeq and is a predicted model, not a curated record. The transcript is spliced from 3 exons.
AUGUUCUCGAUGCGUGCGCCGACACGAACGGCACGCUCCAUCGACAUGGGCGCCUCCAGCAGCCUCCUGUGGCGAGCCGCCUUUCCGGCGCGUCACGCGGCGAGCAAGCCGUCGCAGAAGACGACCAACGGAAAUUCGCUGCUCGGAACGCUGCUGAUGCCCCUGCUGCCCGUCUUCCUCGAGAGCAACCCCAUGCCGAACGGGUUUCCGUGGAGCCUCCUCGACGUCGACACCAACUACUACAGGACCUGUCCCCGCACGGGCGUCAUCCGGUCCUACGACUUCACCGUCAGCAGGGGCCUCGUCGCGCCCGACGGCCACGAGAAGCACGCGUUGCUGGUGAACGGCGCGUUCCCCGGCCCGCUCAUCGAGGCCAACUGGGGCGACACCAUCCAGGUGACGGUCCGCAACAACAUCAGCGGCCCCGAAGAAGGCGUGGCCUUGCACUGGCACGGCUUCCUCCAGACGGGCAAGCCGUGGCAGGACGGCGUGCCGGCCGUGACGCAGUGUCCCAUCGCCCCCGGCCGGCAGUUCACCUACUCGUUCGAGGCCGAGCUCUACGGCACCAGCUGGUACCACUCGCACUACUCGGCCCAGUUCGCCGGCGGCCUCUUCGGGCCCAUGGUCGUCUACGGGCCGCGCGAGAGGGAGUACGACGUCGACGUCGGUCCCGUCAUGCUCUCCGACUGGCACCACGGCGCGUACGCCGACCUCGUCCACGAGGCCAUGAGGCCGCACGGCAAGGCCUCUCCGUCGGACAACAACCUCAUCAACGGGAAAAACGACGCCGGCUGCGCCCUCGGCGACGACGGGACUGCACCCUGCCGCGGCGACGCCGGCGUGUCCCGCUUCCGCUUCCGGCGCGGCAAGACGCACCGGCUGCGGCUCGUCAACGCCGGGAGCGAGGCGCUGCAGCGCUUCUCCAUAGACGGCCACAGCAUGACGGUCAUCGCCAACGACUUCGUCACGGUGGAGCCGUACGAGACCGACGUGGUGACGCUCGGCGUCGGCCAGAGGACCGACGUGCUCGUCAGGGGGCACCUCGCCCCCCGGUGGGACGCGUACUGGAUGCGGGCCAACAUCUCGGUGCCGUGCAGCCUCACGAAGCAGCCUCACGCCGUGGCCGUCAUCUACUACGACGGCGCCGACGAGACGAAGCCGCCCCGGUCGACGGCGUGGCACAGGCCCGACCCGGGCACCUGCGCCAACGACGACCUGCGGCGGACGCGCCCCCGGAUGCGGCUCCCCUUGCCCGAGGCGGACCUCGCCUACGUGAUGGAGGCGAGGCUGUAUCGGAAUGCCACCGGGUCCAUGCUGUGGUCGCUCGACGGCGUCAGCUUCCGGGGCAACUACAACAGCCCGACGCUGCUCAUGUCGCACCUCGGCAACCUGUCCUUUGACGCGCAGUGGAACGUCAAGAAGACCGACGACGCCAAGAGCGUGCGCGUGCACGUCAAGAACACGUCGCCCGUCUCCCACCCCAUGCACCUCCACGGCUUCAACAUGUACGUCUUGAGCGAAGGGCUCGGCGAGUGGAACGGCAGCGUGGUGCAUGCGGAAAACCCGCAACGGCGCGACGUCGUGCAGCUGCGGGCCAACGGGUACCUCGUGGUGCAGUUCGACGCCGCCGACAACCCCGGCGUGUGGCCUCUCCACUGCCACGUAGCCUGGCACCUCUCGGCGGGCUUCAUGGCGCAGUUUGUGACGGGAACGACGGCGCUGGCGACGAUGCGGCCGCCGAGCGUCGUCGCCGAGACCUGCCGCCAGUGGGGGGCGUGGACGGAGACGAACAUACCGCACCAGAUCGACAGUGGCCUGUAG